Molecule: messenger RNA, 5410 nt
Organism: Scatophagus argus
Lineage: Eukaryota; Metazoa; Chordata; Actinopteri; Scatophagidae
Gene: hipk1b
Product: homeodomain interacting protein kinase 1b
Exons: 18
Coding region: 352-3753 (1133 amino acids)
Biological process (GO): intrinsic apoptotic signaling pathway in response to DNA damage by p53 class mediator; peptidyl-threonine phosphorylation; peptidyl-serine phosphorylation
Cellular component (GO): cytoplasm; nucleus; PML body
Molecular function (GO): ATP binding; protein serine/threonine kinase activity; protein tyrosine kinase activity
Source: RefSeq, a predicted model, not a curated record
UGAUAUAAGUACGUGGUUGUUCCGGUGAAAAGUGGAUUUUGCUGCUUCAAGGCAGACGGUUUUAGGACAGAAUUUAUAAUGUUUUAAUCAAGAAAUGUAUAUAUUUCUAAGAUUAGCCGAAUUAACGUAACAAUACAAUGAGACCUUUAUGUCUUUCUUCUGUGAGCUCGGCACUGUAACGCCUUCUCCUGCUGCCAAGCUCUCCAUCGACUGAAGAAACAAUGCAGGCCUAGCUAGCAUCUAGCGUUAGCUAGCGGAAGCUAAUCGGAUAACGCUGUUACAGCAGACUGCAGUGGGAUUUAAACCUUGGAUGAAGCAGUUUUUCGACGCUGUAACAACACCCAAUCCGCCAUGAGCUCUCAGCUGCAGGUCUUCUCUCCUCCCUCCAUCUCCUCCAGUGCCUUUUGCCGUGUGAAGAAGCUGAAGGUGGAGAGCAAUGUUUGGGAUGUAUCCACCACUGAAACCUACAACUCCAUAGCAGGCCAGACAGCAUACACCUUUGCCCCAGCCAUGGCUGUGCCACCCUUUGCACCAUCACUGGUCUUCCCCCCUGCAGCACCUGGCUCCAGAGGUCAAGUGGUGGUGCGGGCAGCUGAUAGCACUGGUAGUCUUCCACGCGGAUCCAGCCGGCGUGUCACAGAGCAGCUGACGUCUUCCUCUUAUGCUCAUGCUGAGAUGUCCUCUGAAACAAGGGGGCACAGGCACGGGCAGAAGAGAAAGCUCGAGGAAGCCAAUGAAGGCAGCGGGAGUGGAUGUGGCAGUGUCCAAAUAUUGGAGGAGCUUUCUGCUCCUGCAGCAACUUACUCCACCCGUACAGGUGGCGGUGGAGGGGGCACAGGCCAGUCUAUACCCCACUCGGCCCCAACCACCAAGAGCAGUAGCUCCAAUGGUGAAGGGGAUUAUCAGCUAGUGCAGCACGAGAUCCUCUGCUCUGUGUCCUGCAGCUAUGAAGUGCUGGAGUUUUUGGGAAGAGGCACAUUUGGACAAGUGGCCAAGUGCUGGAAGCGGGGCACCAAUGAGAUUGUGGCCAUCAAGAUCUUGAAAAACCAUCCAUCAUAUGCGCGUCAGGGCCAGAUUGAGGUGGGCAUCCUGAACCGGCUGAGUGCAGAGAACGCAGAUGAAUACAACUUUGUGCGUUCCUAUGAAUGUUUCCAACACAAGGGCCACACCUGCCUGGUGUUUGAGAUGCUGGAGCAAAACCUGUAUGACUUCCUCAAGCACAGCAAGUUCAGCCCACUCCCCCUACGGCACAUCAGACCCAUCCUACAGCAGGUGGCUACAGCGCUGAUGAAACUGAAAAGCCUAGGUCUGAUUCAUGCAGACCUGAAGCCUGAGAACAUUAUGCUGGUCGACCCCCUUAGACAGCCCUACAGGGUGAAGGUGAUUGAUUUUGGCUCGGCAAGUCAUGUGUCCAAAGCUGUCUGCUCAACCUACUUACAGUCUCGCUACUACAGGGCUCCAGAGAUCAUUUUGGGCCUGCCGUUCUGUGAGGCCAUUGACAUGUGGUCUUUAGGUUGUGUGAUAGCUGAGCUGUUUCUGGGUUGGCCUCUGUACCCUGGAGCCUCUGAGUACGACCAGAUUCGUUACAUUUCUCAGACUCAAGGCCUGCCCGCAGAAUACUUGCUGAGUGCUGGCACUAAGACUGUUCGUUUCUUCAAUCGAGGACCCGAUUCUAGCUACCCACUCUGGAGGCUUAAGACUCCAGCAGAGCAUGAAAUGGAGAUGGGCAUCAAGUCCAAGGAAGCUAGGAAGUAUAUCUUCAACUGUCUGGAUGACAUGAUGCAGGUCAACUUGUCUUCUCAUUUGGAGGGGACAGACAUGUUGGCUGAGAAAGCUGAUAGACGAGAGUUUAUUGACCUCUUGAAGCGGAUGCUCCGUCUGGAUGCAGACAAACGGAUCACACCCACAAAAACUCUGGGUCACCCCUUUGUCACAAUGAGCCACCUCGUGGAUUAUCCCCACAGCUCCCAUGUGAAGUCCUGCUUCCAGAACAUGGAGAUCUGCAAGCGUAGGAGCUCCUACGAUAGCAGCAAAUCCCUGUACUCCACCAAUGCAGUCCCAAGUGCUGCAGCAGGCAACCUCACUGUUACCUUCAGUAGCCAGCUCAACCAGCAUAACCAGGUGCCUUCUGCGGGGGGAGCGGUUCCUUUGCUGAACUACCAGCCAGCUCUGUACCAGCAGGCGACUAUCAACAUUCCCGGGCUGGCUCAGCAGAGUGUCCCGAUUCCAACACGACCCGCUGGGCUGUGCAGCCAGACAGAACCCUUCCAGCAGACUCUCAUCGUCUGCCCUCCCUCCACUAUUCAAGGGCUACAGCCAUCCAGUAAGAGUUCCAGUUUCCCUGUGAGGAUGGAGAACUCUGUACCCAUAGUACCUCAGAACCAGUCUGCUCAGUCGUUGCAGAUCCAGCCAAGCAUGCUCACACAGGGUUCCUGCACACCCCUGAUGGUGGCCACCCUGCACCCACCCUCAGCAGGCAUAGCCCCCCAGUAUUCUCUGCCCCUCGGGCUGGGCGCCGGGGUGGGUCGGCCCGCCCUUCUGGAGCACACAGCCACAGUGCUGCAGGCCUGGCCCACUGGCACCCAACAGAUCCUCAUACCGUCAUCAUGGCAGCAGGUCCCAGGUGUGGCCAUCCACAGCUCUGCCCACCAGUCAAAUGUGGCUGAAUCACCCCUGGAAACGCUUGAUGCUUCCACACAGCAGGGACACAACUGGAGGAGCACCACCCAAGCCAGAAGCCAGCAGGAGAGGAAGAAGGUGAAAGCCAGACGUGGAGAGAACAGAAACAGGGGCAUAUCCACUGCAUCAUUACUCAGCAGCAGUGGCGUGACCCCACCCAGCUCCAGCGCCACGUUGUCCCAGCCAAUCGUCAUCUCCGACACGCCCAGCCCGGCGGUCAGCAUCAUCACUAUUCACAGUGACACCGACACAGAGGAUGAGCGCAAGUUCCAUCCCGCCAGUGUCAGUCUGAGCCAGCGCACAAACGUUAUCAGCUGCGUGACGGUGCACGACUCGGACUCGUCGACAGCUAGCCCCCUGACUCCUCUACCCCGCGCGCUGAACACAGCUAGCGCCAUGUCAUCGCGCCAGGCCAAGUCUCUCGCUGUGGUGGUUCCUUCGGUCAAAACCCAGGGGUCUGAGAGGGGAUCAGCUUCACGUGCACGUUCAGAGACUGUUAACUACAUGAAACCUAAGAGAACAUCCAACCGACAGCCCUGCAGUUCUGGGGAGAGUGUGGAGCGUCACGGGCUGGUGCCAAGCCAGUCACACCCCUUAAACCUCAGCCAGGUUCAGCCGGUGGUGUCUUCAUCUCAGGAGCGUUCCCACAGUGACUCAUCUUUGCGCCGCCAGCAGACGUUCCCUCCUGCCAUCUCGGCCUCUCACUACAACUUCCCCGAGGUGUCCGCCUUGACCUCGGCCUCGGCCCCUGGUCCCAGCCUGUACACGUACCCAGCCUCCGCCACCCUCCCCUCAGCCUCUCAGGCAAUGGAGCAGCUGCUGAGCCGCGGUCACGGCAGCCACGGCCACUCCCCCUCCGCCUAUGCAGCAACGUACACCUCAUCCUCCUCCUCCUCCAGGAGGGACUCAGCCAGUCGGAAGGACUCAGUCAGUAGUCUGCUUCACAACCUCCCGGCAGCCUACCAGCAUCAGUUUGCCACUGGUUCUCCAUACGUUAGUGUGACGCCCCGGGCUGAGGCUUACAGUGCCUACCAGCUAAGUCCCAGGCGCCUCACACAAUACCCUUACCUAUAGGGAGUCGCACACACUUUGAACAAAGAGAAACAGCAAAAUCUACUUCCCCACAUACUAUCACAAAUGAACUUUUAAACUGUUGGUCUCUUAUUUGUUUGCUGCUUUUGACUUCAAGGUGAUGUUUUGCCUCAUUCACAUGCUCUUUUGGACUGUUUUUAGUGUUUUUGAAUUUUUUUUUUUUUAACAUUAUUAUAUAGGGUAUCAGUUCAUUUUCUUUUAAAAAUAUUGUUUAUAACCGAUAUUUUAUCCCAGUCCUAACCAGAAGUACAAUUAAGGCAUUGUGGUUAAUGUAUUUUACUCAUCUUGAGGUUCUGUGUUAAGAGUUAUUAUCCUCCUGUCACAAGCUGCGACAACACUUUAGGCGAGCGAUUUAAAUGCCUGACGCACAGGGCUAGUGAAGGGCUAGCUGACCAGGUUAAAAGUCAUUAGUUUUUCAUUAGCCUUGUUAAAAUGUUUUUACACUAAUCCAGUGAGGCCCUGUGUUUUUACCUAACAUAACAAUGACUGUACCUUAACCAUGUCCUUUUAUUCAAAAAUGUGUCUUUUACUGUAUUUAAAUUAUGUUUUGUCAGUGUGAGGUAGGAAGAGGAAGGUCCAUGAAGAUGUCGAAUGAGAGAACAGUGUGGUGAAAACUGUGAUGGAUAUAUGUUUAAUUUAAGUGUACAUGUGAUAGUAUGUUAAUGUAGUGACAGUGUUUGUUUAGGCAGGAUUAAUCAUUUCCUUAUGCAAUAGAAACUCUUUUUUAAAAAAAAAAGAAAAAAAAACUGCAUCAACUAAGUACUGAAUGUAUUUAUGAAGUACAGAGGAUCACCAUCUCGAGGAGUGAUGUGAAAGACGUGAGCUUUUGUUUUGAAAUCGCAAAAAAAAAUAGAAAAACAAACUUCCUUCCCUACUUUCUCUCCUUGAAAUAUGAAAAAAAAAAAAUCACAUGGACUGAAAAAUAUUCUAUAUCUGUGAAUCCUGACUGUGUAGUACCUGCUUUUAAUGGAGAAAAAAAAAAUGGAUUUAUGGCCAGUUUGUACUGUUACCCCUUGACACUUUGGAAAAUCUCACUAGGAAGUUAUGACAGACUACCUACACUGCUGUACAAUGACUGAUUUUAGAAAAGAAAAAUGAUAAGAAUGAUAGGAACCUGAUCUGUUAGCGGUUGUUCAUUGUCUGACAAGGAGCCAUUUUAGCAGUUUCUUAUAGUAAGUCAAAGGUGGCGCUGUUCACUUUUAACACUCACUGAUGCGUUGCGAAAGAGGCCACCGCGGCUUCAGUCUUGUCUGAGGAUAAAAUGCUGAAAGUCAUUGUUUCCCCCCCCACAUAAAGAUUACCACAGCGUGGAUACAACAGUCACGCUAUUUUGGUCUGAAUUCAGACUUGAAGCCAUUUCCUGCCACCAUCUUUAGUUAAAAGAGGUGAAUCUCGGGAUGGUUUCUGUGGUUUAUGAAAGCUUUUCUUUUCUCUUUUGUUUUUUUUCUUUCAGUUUAGUAAACCCCUUCCCUGUUGUGUUUGCAUCAGUUUUGUGUUGUAAUGUCUGAAUAUUUAACUGUAUUUCAUCUUAACGUAGUAUAGUUAAGAGGCUAUUUGGUAGAACUAAAUUCAGGGAAAAAGGUUUCAGCUCAAAUAAUCCACUGUCACUGUUUUCAAUAAAAUAACCACAAAUUCAGAA